Hymenoscyphus albidus is the source of this 259-nucleotide messenger RNA. NCBI's taxonomy places the organism in Eukaryota, Fungi, Ascomycota, Leotiomycetes, Helotiales, Helotiaceae. The record is from the annotation of a GenBank genome assembly.
AUGGACAAUAGUAGCGCGACGGGACUCACAGACGAGAACGAGGAUGCAAAGUCAGGAACGAUGUCGAGUGACUCGAGCCUGGACGAAGGUGCAAACGCCGCUGAGCGCUGUGGUUACCCGAGAAUUACCCAGAGGCUCCACAAUUUUAUAAGAACAAAUGCCACAUCUUCUCCCAGCAAAUCAGUCGAAAUGGAUACAGUGUGCCUGCCACUGGGUCAAAUGGCCUAGAUGGGCAGAUGAAGCUGCCACUGAUUUGUGA